GCAAAAUGAAGAUAUAGCCUGAAGGUGCAUUGGCAGCCUGUAUGACCAAGACCCCAAGUCGCUAUAUAGGAUGCGCAGACAAUCAGCCACGAGAACUUGUUGCCCCUGCAACUCUUCACCUGAUCAUGAUUCUAAUUAAUUCAACUGUAGCGGUUGCAAGAAGAGACUUAUACGGCCGACAGAUCCAUCUGUCGUACUGCGUAUCAUCGUUCUGUUGCUUGCCACAAGCUUAGCCCGAUGACGACCUGAUUGUCGCUUUAGACAGACACUCAGUUAAUGCGAAGGAGCUCAUUGAAAGCAAUCCUAAGGCUAACACGCC
Messenger RNA from Laetiporus sulphureus 93-53, 319 nucleotides. RefSeq lists its product as uncharacterized. The transcript has 3 exons. The record is from RefSeq and is a predicted model, not a curated record. Bases 42 to 233 code for a protein of 63 amino acids. NCBI's taxonomy places the organism in Eukaryota, Fungi, Basidiomycota, Agaricomycetes, Polyporales, Laetiporaceae.